Molecule: messenger RNA, 267 nt
Organism: Microthlaspi erraticum
Lineage: Eukaryota; Viridiplantae; Streptophyta; Magnoliopsida; Brassicales; Brassicaceae
Source: the annotation of a GenBank genome assembly
AUGAGUGCAACAGCUCACAAGACGCCUAAAUCAGGGAGACAAUCUCUGCUCUUUCAAGAUUUAGCUUCUCCUGUUUCAGCACGCAGAGGGAAAUUCUCAACCCCGGGCCAGGCAGCUGCGGUAUCUGCACUAUGGCGUGAGAAUUUCGGAGGAUCGGAUCUUCCACCACCUCCGAUGUACACUUUAGAUGACCGGUCUGAUUUCUCUCCAGAGUCUGGCAUUGCAGACUACUCGGGCUCUCCGGAUCUCAAAUCUGAGAGAAGAACG